Molecule: messenger RNA, 666 nt
Organism: Aspergillus mulundensis
Lineage: Eukaryota; Fungi; Ascomycota; Eurotiomycetes; Eurotiales; Aspergillaceae
Exons: 2
Coding region: 1-666 (221 amino acids)
Source: RefSeq, a predicted model, not a curated record
AUGAUUCCUCUCGCCCUCCUGCCCCCCCUGCUGGCGGGCCAGACCAUUGCAGCCUCCGAACCGGUCAGGCUUCUCGAACGCGCCGAUAGCAACAAUGCCUUCCUCCCAGUUACCUCUCAAGGCUGUCCACCAGACUGGCCGACCUGCGGCUCCAGCGGCAUCUGCUACAACCCAGAAGAAGGACAAACUUGCUGUCCCGGAGGAACAUAUGCCUGCCCCUCCUCCACCUUCUGCCUCCUGGACCCCUACUGCUGCCCCAACGACCUAACCCCCGAAGCCUGCGCGGAUGAAUACGGCCUCACCCUCGUCCCUACAAAACCCCCAUCCGAGCCAACGCCAUUCUCUCCGCCGAGGCCCAGCGAAACUGAAAGCGAUAGCGAUAGCGAAAGCGAGACAUUUGGGGGCGACGGCCCGCGACCGACGGGCCACCCGACGUCAUCGGACUCGGCGAACAGCAGCAUCACGCUUAGCCCGACGCCCAUCCCGACUAGCUCGGUUGUGCUGUGGCCGACGAGCCUGAGUCUUAUUCCCACGGGGAGUCCCAGUGCGGAGGAGGAGCCGGCUUAUACGGGCGCGGGCUGGAGCUGGAGGUUGAGGGGUGGCGAGUUGGGGGCUGUUGCUGGUGCCCUUAGCGCUGUCGUUAUGGGGCUGAGUAUUUUGCUUUGA